AUGCCACCUCGUCGCAAGGCCGCGGCCGUCGUCAAGCAAGAAGAAGAAUCGUCUGAUGAUUCGGUACCACAGCCACCCACAUCUCGUGGGGGCCGAGCGAGUCGCACAGCCGCUUCAACAUCGUCAGCAACGGGGAAUAAACAAGCCGCGUCGACGUCGUCCAGAGCUCGUCCGGCUCGAUCCACUCGUGGCAAGAAGAAUGUCGUCGAGUCUGAAGAGGAGGAGGUAGAAGGGGAUAAGCAAGAUCGGGAGGAGGAGGCGCAACACGUUCAACCUGUUGCGAAGAAGGCGGCGACGGGGGGGCGUCGCGCUGAGACGCGUCGAUCAACCAACUCGACCACUUCCACCUCAGGCAGCUCCAAGGCCACCACCGGGAGCAAGACUCGCACUUCGAGACAAUCUGCCAAGGUCAAAAAGAUUCCGGACGAAGAAGAGACCGCUGAUGACCGCUUUGAUGUAGAGGAGGAGGACGUCAAGCCCACAAUCCCGGCCAAGAAGCGCGCCGCGGCGGCCCCAGCUCAAGGCCGGGGUAAGAAGGUCGCGCCCUCUAUCGACUCGGACGAGGCGAGUGAAGCGGAGCAGGAGCAAGUAGAAUCCGUGGAGGAGGAAGAAGCGGAGGCAGAGGAAGUAGGGUCGGAGAAUGAGGUCGAAGCGGACGAGGCCACUCUUUCUGCCGCUGCUCAGGCUCAAGCUCUUGACGAGCCCGUCGUCGAGGAGGCGGUUAAAGAUGCUGACGAAGAUGGAGAAGAAGCGACGCAGCGCCCACCUCCUUCUCAAGCAUCUCGAUCAUCCGCUACACCAGCACCGACCGCUUAUGACCUUGCGGCUCAAGCGCGUGCAGCUGCUCUCAACCACGCCGCGCUCGAGAAACAACGCGAGAAGGAACGCGAGGGCAAGCCUAGAUUGGUCAUCCAUCAACUUGUGCUCGAGGACUUCAAGUCGUACCGAGGUCGAGGCGUCAUUGGGCCCUUCCACAAGGUAGCUUAACGUCUGUCCAGGCUCGUAGGCUGGUCUUCACUACUAACACCGGCUCUGUAAAUUCUUCAGUCCUUCUCAUCGAUCGUGGGACCCAACGGCUCAGGAAAAUCAAACACCAUCGAUGCUCUGCUCUUCGUCUUUGGUUAUCGUGCGACCAAGAUGCGUCAGGGAAAGCUGUCCGAGCUUAUCCACAACUCGGGCGUGGUCGUGCCGGAAGAAUCCUCUACGAACCCGCUGGCACCCACGCAAGACGAGGCCGACGGAGUCGAGUACGAAGAUGACGAGAGCGAUGAUGAUGGUAGUUUUGGCAAGAAGAAGGGUGGCAAAAAGGGCAAGGGUAAGAAGAAGGAUGCGAACUAUGGUACUGCACAAGAGGGCCUAAUCGGGAGCUGCACCGUCGAGGUCUGGUUUCGAGAAAUCAUUGAUCUGGUAAGCCCGCCUUCAGCACCGCGGCAAACUCCAACGCGGUACAUGCUGAUGACUUUUUUGUCGUUAGCCCGGUCGUGAUGAUUUUACGGUCGUACCCAACUCACAACUCAUUGUCGCCCGCACGGCCUAUCGCAACAACUCGAGUCGCUACACGUGAGUGAAAACACCGCUACAGGCGGGGUAUCCCUAAAUGCUUCAUCGACUCACAGUGCUCGUUUAUCUUCGCAGCAUCAACGGCAAAGUCUCGAGCUUCACAGAAGUGCAGACACUCUUGAAAGCUCGCGGGAUUGAUCUCGACCACAAGCGUUUCUUGAUCCUCCAGGCGAGUGCAGAAGAUAUCACAAUACCCGCGAUCCGACCUUACGCUGACCUAACGAUGAAUCGUAACAAUGAAGGGUGAGGUCGAAUCGAUCGCCCAGAUGAAGCCCAAGGGAGCAACCGAGCACGACGAAGGCUUGUUGGAGUACCUCGAAGACAUCAUCGGCACGUCAAAGUACAAGCUCGAGAUUGAGGCCGCAAACGUCGAGGUCGAGCGAUUGAACGAUGCUCGAGGCACCCAACUGAACCGCGUCAAGCUCGUCGAACGAGAGAAAGGUGCGCUCGAAAGCAGGAAGAAAGAAUGCGACUCCUACUUGUGCGAUCAGAAUGAGCUCGUGCACAACAACUCGGCCUUGUUCCAGGUCAACAUCCAUCAAGCCAGUUACAAUGCCGAGAUCCACGCCGCGGAGCUUCAGGAGGCGCAGUCGGGCUUGGAUGCUGAGCUUGAGGAUCAGACGGGGACGAAGGAGGAGGUUGAGGCGCUGCAGCACGAGUACAAUGAGAUGGUCAAGGAUUGCAAGGUCAGUUCAUGGCUCUGUGGUGGCCCGAUUCCCUGGUCUGACGUCGGGCUCGCUCCUGCUCUUGUCACAGGACACCGAGAAAGCCACAGCCGAGAUCGUCAAGCAUUUAGCCGUGCUCGAUCGUGCGGAUGUGCAGCGUCAGGAGAAGAAGAAGUCGAUGGUGACCAAAGUCAAGAAGUUGAAGAAAGUACUUGAAGAGGAAGGGCACUCGCGCUCCGAAGCCGAAACCUGGGUGAAGAACCACUCCGAUACGAUCACUCGCGUCGGCGGCGAGAUGGAGAAGAUGGAGAGCUUGCUUGAGAAGGAGGAGCUCGAACUUGAAAAGGUUCGCGACUCGCUCAAGGGCAAGACGGAGGUGUUCUCGGCGCAGAUCGAGACUCUGCAAACGGAACUGCAGCCAUGGGCCGAGCAGAUCGGUGCGAAGCAAGCCGCUAUCAACCUCGCUCAGAACGAACGCGACAUGCUCGUCGAGAAGGGCGAUACAGUGCGAAUCGCCAUCGAGGAAGCCGAGGCGUCGAUCCACAAGUUGCGAAGCGACGACGAGACCAAGAGCGGACGACUGGCCGAACUGACGGCUGAGAAGGCCGAGGUCGAGGCGCAGAUUGCCAAAGCCCAGAGCGACAUCAACGUAAGUCCGGUUCGAUGAGAUGUCGAAUGAGUGCGCAUUAUUUGACAAGCCAGACAUUCUCUGACCGCGCAGGCGAUGCAAUCUCGAGACGCCAAGCUGCGAGAGCGAGCGACCGCGGCCAGGCAAAGGUCGGACGAGGCCAAGGCCUCGCAGUCGGCGAGUCGAUCCCAAGGGGACACCCUCGCCACGUUGACCAAGCUCAAGGAUCAAGGCCGACUCCCCGGCUUCCACGUGAGUAUUUCUGUCGAGAAUGCUGACCAAACAAAGAAGCUGACACAUCUUUCGAAUCAGGGUCGAUUGGGUAACCUGGGCCGAAUCGAUGACAAAUUCGACGUCGCCGUUUCCACCGCCUGCGGAGGUUUGGACAACAUCAUCACCGACACAGUCGUGGUUGCGCAGCAAUGCAUCGACGUCGUUCGCAAGAACCAGCUCGGACGGGUGAACGUCAUGGCGCUGGAGAAGAUCAAGGCGCGCCAGAUGGACAAGAUCGCCACACCCGAGAACGUACCUCGCUUGUUCGACCUCAUCACGCCCAAAGAGGCACACUUCGCCCCGUGCUUCUUCCAGCUCUUGCAAAACACGCUCGUCGCCAACGAUCUCGAGCAGGGUAAGCGCAUCGCGUACGGGAAGCAGCGCUGGCGCGUUGUGACCCUUGAUGGCCAGCUCUUUGAGACGACCGGUACCAUGUCCGGUGGUGGAGGUCGACCCGCACGAGGCAAGAUGAGCUCCAAGAUCGUUGCGGACGAGUUCACGCCCGAGGUCGUGGCUCGGUGUGAGAAGGAGCGCGAAGCUUCGUCGGAAGCGCUGCGCAUCUUCACGGAGGACAGAUCCAAGGCCGAGCGCGAACUGGCAACGCUGCGCAAACGCUUGCCCGAGGUCGACAUGGCCAUCGACAAGAUCAAGAUGGACGUCAAGGCGAGUGACAAGCGAAUCGCGGAAGCGACGGCUCGGCUCAAGGAGCUCAAGACACAGAGCAAGCCCGAAGCGGGGGACCUCAAGAAGAUUGAGCAACUCGACAAGGAAAUCACUUCCCUUUCGAAGGACCUCGAUAACCUCAAGUCCGAGACCAAGGGCAUUGAAGGGCAAAUCAACGCUCUGCAAAACAAAAUCCUCGAAGUCGGUGGUGUGCGACUGCGCGGUCAGCAGACCAAGGUGCAAGAUCUCAAGUCGCAAAUCGACCUCGCGAACGAGCGCUUGACCAAGGCCGAAGUAGGCAAGGCCAAGUCAGAGAAGGACGCCGCCAAGCUGACAAAGUCGAUUGGCGCGAACCAGAAGGCGUUAGAGGCGGCGCAGCAAGAGCUCGAGGAACUGAUGCAGCAGAUGCAAGGCGGCGACGAGGAAGUCUCGGCCGUUCGUGAUGCGGUCGCCAAGGCUCAGGCCGUUCUGGAGAGCAAGACGGACGAACUGGCCGAGAUGAAGCGCACGCUCGAUGCCCAAAUCGAAAUCAUGACCCAGUUCCGCAAGCGCGAGGUGAGUUCCAACCCAUUUCUCUUCGCAUCCUGACGCUAGCGAUCAACUAACAGUAUGCAAGCACAAUCCAACAGAUGGAGCUGAAGCAGCAGGUCGACCAGCACACCAAGCUACUCAAGGAGGCGAACAACGCGAUCGAGUAUUGGUCCGAGAAGGUCGCGAACCUCGUGCUCAACGAGAUCAACGAGGACGAUGAUGAUGACGAAGAAGGAGAAGCUGGCGAGGGAGCGGUGCGCGAAAAGCCACCUCGGCCCGAAACCGAGCUUCAUCAAUACUCGGACGAAGAGAUCGCAGAGCUUGAUGUCAAGGUCCUCAAGGCCAAGAUUUCGGCGCUCGAAGGUGCGUAAAGUCGCAAUCGUGAUAAGUCUGGUUAGUCACUGACUCGCUCUGGACCCAUAGAGCGAAUCGCGCGAUCGACGCUCGACCUCUCGGUCCUCAAGGAGUACGCGCGACGUGAGAAGGAAUUCAUGCAGCGAGCGGCGGAUUUGGACGCGGUUACGAAGGACCGUGACGCGGCGAAACAGUUGGCCGACGACCUGCGCAGUCAGCGCCUCCGCGAGUUCAUGGGUGGUUUCGGUAUCAUCUCGAUGAAGCUCAAAGAGAUGUAUCAGGUAUGUCAGACAGCACAAUGGGAGUCUGUCGCCUGGCUGACGUCAAACUAUUGUUGCAGAUGAUCACGCUUGGUGGUAACGCGGAGCUCGAGUUAGUGGACUCGCUCGAUCCCUUCUCCGAAGGCAUCAUCUUCUCCGUCAUGCCGCCCAAGAAGAGUUGGAAGAACAUCUCCAAUUUGUCGGGUGGUGAGAAGACGCUCAGUUCGCUUGCCCUCGUGUUUGCGCUGCACGUCUUCAAGGUCAGCUCGCCAGCUUUAUGAAACAGUGUUGAGCUAUCUCUGACCCUCCUGUUGACAACCGCCGUUCGCAGCCUACACCUCUCUACUUCAUGGAUGAGAUUGAUGCCGCUCUCGAUUUCCGGAACGUCUCCAUCGUUGCCAACUAUAUCAAGGAUCGGACAAAGUGAGUGCCACGCCUCUCACUUUCUCCAUCAACAGACCUCGUCGCUAAACUAGACUACCUUUCGUCGAUUAGGAACGCCCAAUUCAUCAUCAUCUCCCUCCGUAAUGUAAGAUGCGUUCCGAGAGGUGACUUUUCUCUGAUCUCUCUACUGUACUGAUCACAUAUUCUACCGCCAACGUCGAUCAGAACAUGUUCGAGCUCUCGUCUCGACUCAUCGGUAUCUAUAAGGUGGCCAAUCAGACUCGUAGCGUCGCGAUCGGUAAGCUCAUCUACACGUCUGAUCUCCCGCCUCGUCUAGACGCUGAACUUCGAUCUUGUACUUGUGCAGAUAACAAAGAGCUCGCCCAGAUCCAAAUGGUCCCCGCAACAGCCUGA
Molecule: messenger RNA, 5732 nt
Organism: Microbotryum saponariae
Lineage: Eukaryota; Fungi; Basidiomycota; Microbotryomycetes; Microbotryales; Microbotryaceae
Source: the annotation of a GenBank genome assembly